ACCACCAUCUUGCCACCAUGCUCAGGACACUCACCCUCGUCUCUCUUUUGAACCUCGUCCUGCCCGCCUUUUCUUCUCCAUGCACUGUCUUUGAUGCCAGCUUUAACCUAUACGCACUUGGUUUGGGCGGAAAAGAUUGGGAUGCGGGCACUCAGGACGCUUGGGCAAGUGGCCAAGCCACUGAUGUUACGACCACCGGUCGCCCGCCCUUCGAUGGAGCCAACACAACCUGCUACUUGGCUCAGUUCUACAACGCCAUCUAUGUCAUGAACGGCGAUGCUUCAAAUCCUUCCGCCGUUCACAUCUAUGACGCGGGAACCAAGGCCUGGAGCACGCAAUCUGUUACCACCGGCAAGUUCGACCCCUCGAACUUCCAAGCCAUUCUCGACCACGACACGAAUGUGUUCUACGCUCUGUCCAAUGACGAAAUGCUAUUCCUUGACAUGGGCAGUCUGACCACCGCCAAUUCCUCUGCUCUGUCCUGGAUGGACGUUGGCAUGGCUCCUUACCCUAGUGGUUAUCAACCCGUCAUGGCGCUCGCGCAAAACCACGUCCAUUUCUUGGACGUGCCUGGCAAUCCCCCUGGUGAAGCCGACAUCUUCGUCAUUCAUUUCUCGUUCUUCCAGCCCACGCCCCAAGCGUACCCCCUCCCCGAUGGCAGCGCCUUCCCAGCUGAGCAUGGUCUGACUGCCUCGUUCUUCCAGUCGAGCGGUGUGCAACAGGAAUUCGCCUUCAUUCCUGACGACGGCUCGGCCACCUAUGUCAUCAACGUCGAGACUAACACCACCCAGAAGCUCGCGGGCCCGACGAACAAGGACCCCAAGGCGAACUACGCCGCAUCGAUUACCGCACUCGUUCAGCUCGACAGCAGUGGUGCGCUCAGCUUCCUGCCGUACACCGAGGGGGAUGCCACCACCAACUCCGCCGCCCAGUGGAGCAGCGUGGCGAACGUUGCUGCAGCCGUUCCCUCCGGCAGCAUCUCUUCCGCGUCCCCGUCGGCGUCAGGCGCAGCCAAAGCCUCAGGCACUGGCUCUACGUCUAGCAAGCCCACUGGCUCUGCUUCUGGCUCUGGUACUGGCUCUGCCGGCGCCUCGCCGACUGGUGCUGCACAGCCGAAUUCUGGCGUUAUGACUAGCAGCAUCUUCAGCCUUGGUUUGGUCGCCUUGGGCUCGCUUGGCUUUGUCGCUUCGAUGCUCUAAACGAGCAUAGGGAUGUAUAUACGGACCUUCUCAUUGACGUCUGUAGAUGGAUGCUUCAGCUCAGUUCCUUUCUUCUCCCUCCCCUUUACGAGAACCAUUCUUUUGCGUGACUGUGUAUGGUCUUCCGACUACAUGCCUUUUGGGCACAAUAUGUCUUUAAUGCUACUUCAUUGGUUGGUGGGGUGCUCGUUCAUGUGGGUUGAAUGCGCGUGCUUCAGUAAAUUGAGGCGCAGUGCUUCAACAUUCGUUCAGCUAGCGCGGCAUACGGUGCCACGACCUCGAGCAGUAUAUUCUGCUGUAUUCCGAGAUGUUGGCUUGACAGGCACGAUUCCAUGUAUGCGAUGAUCCUGGUAGGGGGGGGAGUACAAUUUGGAAUUUGGAAGUUUGCGAAGCACAUACCGUUUGUACCGAGCGUUGCCAUAACCACCAACCACUAUUCCUCACUUUGUUCCACUU
Messenger RNA from Phanerochaete carnosa HHB-10118-sp, 1655 nucleotides. RefSeq lists its product as uncharacterized. Lineage: Eukaryota; Fungi; Basidiomycota; Agaricomycetes; Polyporales; Phanerochaetaceae. The transcript has 4 exons. The record is from RefSeq and is a predicted model, not a curated record. The coding region runs from base 18 to 1199 and encodes 393 amino acids.